CCCUCGUUCCGCCGGCCGGUGCCUGCCUCCCGGCAUAUAUGUACGUGCGUGUGCUGCAGAACGAACACGGGCGCCCCGCGCGUGAACUUUAUUUCGCCCGCAUUCUGCCGGUGCCUGCGCUAACGCCCUCGGCACUACGCUCGGACGCGCCUCCUGGGGCGGGCACCACGGUGCCUGUGACGCACCGGGCAGAUCCUCUGCUCCACACCCCGACCGGUGUCCCCUAUCCCGACCGGGCCUGCUUUGGCGUGCGUUGGCAGGCGCCGGCCUUAGGCUUGGCUGGCACUGCUUCCUGCUCACCCCGCCCCGUCCCAGGUUCUCUGCCGCUGCCUCCCACGGCCUAUUGUCGGAUCGGGGACACAGGCACGCACGCAGAUCGCCCGAUACAGGUCAAUCCAUGCAGAAUUGGCCCGUCUGUCUGACUAGACGGGCGCUGACGUCUCGUGGAUCUCUCACACCCUCACGCACCGGGGUUUCCUUCUGCGCUGCUCCCCGACCCUCUUCACCGUGCUCGAUCCGGCUCGUCUGCGCUUGUCACCGCUGGUCUGGUGUCGGACCGGCUUGGCGUGCCCGU
Messenger RNA from Pichia membranifaciens NRRL Y-2026, 574 nucleotides. RefSeq lists its product as hypothetical. The record is from RefSeq and is a predicted model, not a curated record. The coding region runs from base 39 to 422 and encodes 127 amino acids. Lineage: Eukaryota; Fungi; Ascomycota; Pichiomycetes; Pichiales; Pichiaceae. The transcript has a single exon.